Molecule: messenger RNA, 974 nt
Organism: Asparagus officinalis (garden asparagus)
Lineage: Eukaryota; Viridiplantae; Streptophyta; Magnoliopsida; Asparagales; Asparagaceae
Product: probable ubiquitin-conjugating enzyme E2 C
Exons: 6
Coding region: 112-660 (182 amino acids)
Source: RefSeq, a predicted model, not a curated record
AUUAUUAUUAUUAAGUAAGAGAAAGAAAGUUUUCUAGAGAGCGAGAGAGGGACAGAGAGCGAAUUUGGGGGAAUUUUUCAUUCGCUCGUUCGUUCGAUCGAUCGAUCGAUCAUGGAGGUUCGCAACGUCGACAACGCGUCGCCACCGCCGUCGCCGGCGCCGUCGUCGAAGCAGCCGAGGCCUCCGCCCAAUCCCGUCGACUCCUCUUCCGUCUCCCAAAGGCUCCAGAAGGAGCUGAUGUCGCUUAUGAUGAGUGCAAACCAAGGAGUAUCGGCCUUUCCUGAGGGCGAAAACAUUUUCUCUUGGAUAGGCACUAUUGUUGGGGGCAUAGGAACUCCAUAUGAUGGUUUAUCUUAUAAACUCUCUCUACGCUUUCCUUUGGACUACCCGUUCAAGCCUCCCCAAGUUAAGUUUGAGACCCCCUGUUUUCAUCCCAAUGUUGAUCAAUAUGGCAACAUUUGUCUUGAUAUUCUUCAGGAUAUGUGGUCCUCAGCUUACGAUUGCAGAACGAUCCUUUUGUCCAUUCAAAGCUUAUUAGGAGAGCCCAAUGUCGACAGUCCUCUUAACAGCUAUGCUGCCACAUUGUGGAGUAACCAAGAAGAGUAUAAGAAGAUGGUUCAUAAACAGUACGUGCAUGGCGGUGACUCGCUGGAGAGCUGAAAUUCAUGCCCUAAUUCUAUAUUCUACAAAAUUCUGAGUUUGUUGUAAUUUCUUCCACCUCGCAGCAGUAUAAAUUGCCUAAACAUCUGUAAAUCUAUGGACACAGCAUCUGGAGGUAUAGUUACGCUACUCAGACCCUCGAGUCUAUUAAUGUUGGCUCGUGGACAUAUAAAGAAAGUGGACAUAUAAAGAAAAAUGUAACGGAAGUUGUAAUUGGUGUAUUCUGGUGUUAAUAAGUUCUCAAUAAGCUUUUUCUGUUGUUUUCUGUGUGACUGUAUAAUAUUCAAAGAAAACUCCUACCGAGACUUCAAACA